AUGGACGAAGCUACCUCUGAUAUGAAAUUGACGCCCCGUAUUCACCUUCGUCGCCUCAAACCAAGCGAUGUCGAUUUUCUCUGCUUGCUCAACAAUGACGAAGGAGUGAUGAGAUAUAUCGACGACGCUCCUCCGUCCAGGGAAGAAGUGGAAGAAGAAGUCCGGCAAAUCAUCCAAGCCUACAAUAAAAGCCCUAAAUAUGGCAAAUGGAUAGCUGAAACUCCUGCACAUGAAGGGAUGGAAUUCAUCGGCUGGCUACGCCUUGGUGAUCUAGAUGAACUAGCCCAGCAGUGUUUUGAUGAGAAAGAUUAUGGAGUCAAGAAAUCCGAGGGAGAGCCUGUGGUGGUGGAACUUGGAUACAGGCUGCGUCGUCGGUUCUGGGGCCAGGGACUGGCAACUGAGGGAGGUCGAGCCUUGGUAGACUACGCCUUCUGCUCAUCUAAUGUCAACCUGGUCGUGGCUGGGACUAUGUUCGUCAACUCGCGAUCUCGCCGUGUUAUGGAGAAGUGUGGCUUGAAACAUGUAAGAACACUCCAUUUGGACUUCGACAAUCCGCUACCCGGAACAGAGCUAGGGGAGGUGUUCUAUGCUAUUAGCAGAGAACAGUGGCUGGCUUCGGUUGGUAAAGAGAGCUGA
Microsporum canis CBS 113480 is the source of this 636-nucleotide messenger RNA. Its product is annotated as acetyltransferase. The transcript has a single exon. NCBI's taxonomy places the organism in Eukaryota, Fungi, Ascomycota, Eurotiomycetes, Onygenales, Arthrodermataceae. The record is from RefSeq and is a predicted model, not a curated record. Bases 1 to 636 code for a protein of 211 amino acids. Gene Ontology annotation, molecular function: acyltransferase activity, transferring groups other than amino-acyl groups.